CUCAGCAUUCAUUCAGUCGAGCAAGUUAGUUAUUGUGUAAUUUUUCAUUUUAGCAGUUGCAGUGUAUUAUUGCGUUUAUUUCAUUGUGUCUCGGAUAUCUAAGAACAAUUUCAAAUUUUUUUUUUUUUCAGAAACAAUUUCCGAGACAAUUUAGUGCGAUUUUAACUCUUCAUCUUCAGUUCUUCAGUUUUCCUCUUGGCUCAUCAUUCAAGUCCAACCGGCUGUCUGUUGUAUUCAUUAUGUAAUACCGCUCCAGAACAGCAGAUGGCGAUGAUGGCGAUGAUGGCGAUGAUGGCAACAGCGCAGCACCCUCUCUAAUGCCAUAGAGAUGUAAGCUAAUCCAGACACGUCUACGGCGCCGCCAUGUUGGAGAGGGCAACUUGUUGCGUGAAGUGUGCAGCAUUUUGAUGUAAUAAUCCCCAAACAAGCAAUUACAUGAUAACAAAAUUGUCUUUGGAUGUCUGAUGAAUUCAUAUGAUUAGACUAUUAUUCAAAAAUCAAAACACUUGAUCUUGAUUUAGGAUCAUUUCUAAAUACCACACACAACUUCUUUGCUGACAGUUCCUGUAGUUAGACUCAAUCUAUAUAUAGAAAUCUUAGAUGUCGGUGAUAAAACUCAUUUUGUGAAAAUCCACUGAACAUAAACCGAAUUAGAGUCACUUUAUUAUCAGCGUAGAUUCACUUCUUUUUAUAUGCUUACAUUGCCUUACAAUAGAAUUUUGCCCUUUCCAAUAUGGCGGGCGGCGUAACGUAGAGAAGUAGCUAGCGAAGGCGGCUAAUGCGGCUAAUGCGGCGUCUUCUGUUGUCACAUGUGUUUGGACAAGUCUGGAACUCGUGAUUGUUUUGCAGCUGGCUGGAAAAUGAGGAUGUAGUUGUUUUUUUAAGUCGAGUUUCGAGUCAAGUUUCGAGCAGAAAUCACGGCAGUAAUGUUAAACUUAUGCUAAGUCCCUCUACGGUUCGAUGCUACAGAUGGGAAUUUGAGCUACACGCAGUUUGUCGUCUCAUCUCAACAAGCAUGUUCGUGUUCGUCCUGCUAUUCCUCCUGCAGCCAGCAGAGGGCGCCAACACCACAAUCUCCUGCACUGACGACCAGGGAAACGCAGUUGAUUGGUUCUACCUUUACAAACUGCCGCGUCCUCAUGAGCAGCCGCCGGAGGAAGGUCUGAAGUACCUGCUGCUGGAGGAGCAGAGUGAGGGCUGGACGGAGGGGCGGGGUCUGGUGGGAGACGGCACGGGGGCUUUGGGGCGGAGCCUCGGGCCGCUGUAUGAGGAUGGUGAACUUGGGUACAUCCUGUACAACGAUCAGCCCCCGGAACAGCGGCGUGUGAACGAUGCAAACAGAAGUGGAGGACACACCAAAGGUGUGGUUCUGUUCGACAGCAGACAGGGCUUCUGGUUGGUCCACAGCACUCCUCAUUUCCCGCCUCCCAAAACCGAGGGCAAGUUCUCGUACCCCAGCUCAGGCAUCAACAACGGGCAGAACUUCAUCUGCGUCACUUAUCCUCUGGAGCGCUUCGACACCAUCGGUGAGCAGUUGAAAAUAAAUCAGCCACACAUCUAUGACUGUGACAUUCCCAAGUCUCUGACCUCCUUCGUGCCCAGCAUGGCUGAGCUCUGUAAACACCGGCACGGGCAGAAAAACUCCAGCAUCACAGACGGUUCCUUCUCCUCGCCCAAUCGCAGCGUCUCUCUGCUCUCGCUGGCUGGGACAGAGUUCAUCAGCUUUGCGAAAGGAGCUUCCUUUGAGAACGACCUGUACCAUGCCUGGGUGGCUCCCACGCUGCAGACGGACCUGCUGGUGCAGUUCUGGCGUCGCUCCACCGGCGUCCUCCCGUCCGACUGCUCCUCCAAAUGGAAGGUUCUGGACAUGCACCUGCUCUCUCCAGGCGGCCAGAUCACCUUCAAAGCCACUGAGGAUCACUCCAAGUGGGCGGCAAGCGCGGGAGGAGGCGGGCUGAGGGGCGGGGCCUGGGUGUGCGUGGGGGACAUUAACAGGAACGAGGCGGAGGAGAAGCGAGGGGGCGGGACCGUGUGCAGGCAGGAUGUUGCCGUGUGGAAGGCGUAUCGGGCGGCGGCGCUGCAGUGCGAGUCGUGUUCGGGUGAGGUGGAGGAGUGUGAGAGCGCACGGCUUUACCACUGACAUGUAGCACUGCACGGCUGAGUGUAAAAGUUUGUGUACCCCAUUUCAAAAAGAUUAAACCAAGACAUUCAAUGCGAGGAAUGUUUGCGUUUUACAAAUGUUUCAUAAAAAAAAAGAAAUCUGAAAAUGUCUACGUUAAGAUGUUAAUAUAACAGCAAUCAAAACGAUAUUUUAUAAUAAUAUUACUUUCCUUUUUUCCAUUUUUUUCCCUCUUUCCCUCUGUUUCCUUUUUUUGAUUUCUGAAUCAGAUUUGUCUCCGUAAAUACUCUGAUAUCUUUUUAUCCACUUCUCCAUCUCUUGUUUUCCUGAUUUUUAUUAACGCGACUGCAUGCAGUAAAGCUGCUAGAGAGUUUGAGCCAUUUAAGCCUUUCAUGCCUUAAAUAAGACUUGACCAAGUGUCUGUUUUAAGUCAUUAGAUUAGAUUAAUGAGGGACGUACAGAUCAUUACCUAGAGUGUGUCCUCACUGGGGAUUCAUUUUUACUUUUACUGGGAGCAUUAAAUUAAAAUUAAAAGGUACAAUUUUUCACCCUGAUGCCCAGAGAGGGGUGAAAACUUUUGCACUUAAUGGUACACUGGGAAAAAGCACAAUAAUGAUACUGUACAGAAUAAUGGUACCUAGUAGAGCUGCGUGAGAAUUUCAUUUGUUUUAUGGAUAUUAUUAUUAUUAUUAUUAUUAUUAUUAUUAUUAUUAUUAUUAUUAUUAUUAUGUAUUCAUAUUGUCUGUAUAGUAGCUGGUAAUGUUCAGUUCUCUUAAAAUAUAUAAAAGAUAAAUCUAAAUACGUGCACAUGACCCGAGUGCUGAGUGAGGAGUCAGGCAUUUUUAGAAAUGAACUGAAUUUUAUUUUUAUUUUAUUAUUAUUUCUUCAGUCUACUGACCCACACUUGGUAGAUGAACUUGAACUUACAUGACCUUUUUUUUUAAUAUUUAGAAAUAACGUUUUGCCCUAAUUAUUGGCCUGUGAUUGUUAUUAGUUUGUUUUUUGUGAUCUAUCACCAAGCACUAUUAAACAGUACACAUAAAUAGCAAUAAACAGAUGGUUAAUAAUAAUAAUAAUAAUAAUAAUAAUAAUACAUGUAAUAGAGUUAAGGGAUCAGGAUUUUUCAACAAGUAGUGGUUGGUAGUGUUUUUUGCUUUUAUUUUAUAAAAGUAAAAGAAAAAUGUUUCUGAUGAUAUGCUGAUCAUAUAUGCACUUUGCUUAUAGACACUGGAGCUUUGUGAUGAUCAUUUUGAUGAUCAAGAUGUGUUUCUUUUUUUUAUUUUAAUUGAAAUGUAAUUUUGAAAAGUCUUGUAUGUCUUUUGUGUCAUGUAAUCAAGACUAUCAUAAGCUGUAUUGCUGAUGGGGUUAAUGAUGCAGUAUUAAUAAAAAAUUGAAGAGGAUAAUGAUUAAAAA
Pangasianodon hypophthalmus (striped catfish) is the source of this 3532-nucleotide messenger RNA. It is a transcript of the gene dnase2, whose product is annotated as deoxyribonuclease II, lysosomal. Gene Ontology annotation, biological process: apoptotic DNA fragmentation. Bases 938 to 2140 code for a protein of 400 amino acids. Gene Ontology annotation, molecular function: deoxyribonuclease II activity. The transcript is spliced from 7 exons. The record is from RefSeq and is a predicted model, not a curated record. NCBI's taxonomy places the organism in Eukaryota, Metazoa, Chordata, Actinopteri, Siluriformes, Pangasiidae.